Messenger RNA from Caretta caretta (loggerhead turtle), 1960 nucleotides. RefSeq names its product chromobox 7 (gene CBX7). Gene Ontology annotation, biological process: negative regulation of transcription by RNA polymerase II. The record is from RefSeq and is a predicted model, not a curated record. NCBI's taxonomy places the organism in Eukaryota, Metazoa, Chordata, Testudines, Cheloniidae. Gene Ontology annotation, cellular component: PRC1 complex.
AGGUGGUGGGGGGCUCGCGCGCGCCUGGGAAAAUGUUGCGCAGAUUCUAAAAUGGAACGUUGUCGGCGGCGUGAUUGAGCGCGAGGGGGUGUGUGAGCGUGAGUAAGACAGGGACCAGCGGCAGCAGCCACCACCGCACCCGCCGCCUUCUUGCAGCCAGUCCCCCCGCAGCGGUACGGGGAGCAGCCGCCUCCUCCUUCCCCCUGCAUGGAGCUCUCUGCUAUCGGGGAGCAGGUUUUUGCGGUGGAGAGUAUCAGGAAGAAGCGCAUAAGGAAGGGUAAAGUAGAAUACCUGGUGAAGUGGAAAGGAUGGCCCCCAAAAUACAGCACAUGGGAGCCGGAGGAUCACAUCUUGGAUCCUCGCCUGGUAGUGGCUUAUGAAGAGAAGGAAGAGAGAGACCGUGCAUCAGGAUACAGGAAGAGAGGGCCUAAACCGAAGCGCCUCUUAUUACAGAGGCUUUACGGUAUGGACCUGAGGAGUGCCCACAAGGGAAAGGAGAAGCUCUGUUUCUCUCUAUCACGGCGAUUUGGAGGAGGAAGCAAUCUGGUGGGGGCCAAGCCAGGACAGACAGAGCUAUCUGAAAAGAGUGGGGGAGGCGUCCUACCAUUCCCACUCCGGAAGCAGCGCAAGAACCAGAAAUAUCUCCGGCUGUCGCGGAAGAAGUUUCCACGCAUGUCAAGCCUGGAGAGCCGUAACCACAGGCGUGAGUUCUUCUUGAAGGAGUCAGUGGCACUAGAAACUAGGCAGACUCCCAAUGACUGGGAUGCGACGCAGCAUGCUAGCAAAGAAGUGUCUGGGUGAAUGGACUCUUUCCGAGGUGAGAGUAGAGACACCUCAGAUAUCUGAGACAGAAGCCAGGAAAUGCCCAGUUAAGGGGUCCACAUUCCAUACCCAGGUGGGACAACAGGGUGCAGUACAGGUAAAGUAAUAGAGAGGGGAUGUUUCCCUCCCCUCUCCAUAUAUUUUUGUGGCUCUCUUUGGGUGCGGGUUUGUUCAAUCUGUUCUUGAGUUUUUUACACUGUGGGGAAGUGGAAGUGGGGGGUAUUUGGGUCCCUCACUUUGAGUGGUAGAGAUUAGGAGCUCCAGGGGAGAGUAGAUGUUUUUAGCUUCCUCUCCUCGGUGGGGAGGAGCAAAGAGGAAGACUCUUGUAACCUUUGGACCCCCAAAGGAGUGGCAUUGAUGGGCUUUGGAGAGAGUCACAUCCAGCCCUUCCCUUGGCUGGAUUUGGAGGUACAAUGGAGGAAAAUCCUCAGUUUGUUAGGGCCCCCUUAGGCCCAGGGAACAUGGGGUAUCGGGGAUGAGCUUGAAAAAAAUGAGUUCUGAUUGUUUGUUUUUUAUUUUGGUUGAUUGGUUGGGGUGGGGGUUGAAUUUACACUACAGUGAACACGUGCACUAACCAGGAGACCUAGUGGGCUGAGAUCCAGUUUCCAGAUGUUUCCCCUAAAGUGGGAUAUUUUGACUCCCAUUUGGAAAGAGGGUGGGGAAUGUAUAAUGAAAAUGCUGGUGGACCUGUAAGCAUGGUGGUGCUGUUGGGGGGCUGUUGUAGUAUCAGCCUGCACAGUUGAUUGUGUGUCUGUCGUUCUUCUUGACGCUCUCCCUUCUGUCCCUCACCUUUCAAUGUCCCGUUAUUAUCUUCCCACCUCUUCCCUCUGCCCCUUACUUUCUGUGUGGGAGGGUUAGACACCUACAGUGCCUUGGAGCAUGUGCAAACUUGGCACAGGUUGAUGUCACCCACCCAUAGCCAGCAAGGGUGCUCCUCUUCUGUUAGCCCUUCAUUCUUUUUCUAACGUGCUCUUAUCCACCUCCCCCUCUGCAGUAGGCAUGGAUGCAGUUGAUGGCAGCCUCCCCUGGAUCCCCACCUUGUCCCCCAGCGAAGUGACAGUGACAGACAUCACGGCGAACUCCAUUACCGUGACCUUCAGAGAAGCACAAGUGGCCGAGGGCUUCUUCCGAGACCGAA